Messenger RNA from Paramecium tetraurelia, 1353 nucleotides. RefSeq lists its product as uncharacterized. The transcript has a single exon. Lineage: Eukaryota; Ciliophora; Oligohymenophorea; Peniculida; Parameciidae. The record is from RefSeq and is a predicted model, not a curated record.
AUGAUCUCUUUUAACAAGCACUACAUCAACCUAGCAUAAAGCAACUUUGACAUUUAAUAAAAAUAUCUUCAAAAUGUUCCAGACGAUGAAGCACCAUAAUAAUGCAUAUAAUAGUAUGAUUUAAAGAACCCAGUUGAUGUUAAGUAUGGAUACAAGGACAAUUAGUCUCUGCUUUUUGAAAUUCAUAAAAAUCUUCCUCACUAACCUGAUUUUAAAAUUGGUGUUGAUUUAAUAUACUUAAUUGACAUUAAUUAGACAUUAAAUGAUGAAGCAUUAGAAAAAAUGAAAUCGGCCUUGAAAUGUUUAAUUAAUUAUUUAACAGAACAGGAUAGGUUGUGUAUAAUUAUUUAUAACAAUAAAGCUGAUAAGCUUUUCCCAUUAAUUCCACUCAAUGAAAAAAACAGAUAAAUUAUUCUUUAAAAGAUAGACCAGAUCACUCUGUAGAAAGGGAAUUCAAAUAUUUUAAAUGCCCUAUUGGUUGCAAACUUGUGUUUGAAACUAAGAUAAUAUAAAAACUAAAUAACUUCUAUUAAUGUAAUUAGUUAAGAUGUUGAAAUAUAAUAAAACAACCAUGAUUUUAAACAGAUCUUUGAAAAAGAGUUAGUAUUCAAAUUGAAAACCUUUCUGUUGCUCUCUAAUAAAUAAUAAGAAUCCCCUAAGAUUAAAAAAAAGCCUGGAAAUACAAAAGAUGGAAAUUUAUAAAUUGUCAAAAGUGUAGAUCAAUUAUCUUCAUUGUUAUGUUACUAAGCGACCAAGCUCUAAUAGUCUGUUAUAAAAAACUUAUUAAUAAUAGUUAAAACACACAAGCAAUGCCCUAUUUAAUUAUCGGAAUAGGAAGGAGGAAAAUUUCAAUACGUUAACCCAUAUGAAAUUAGGAUUUCUAAAAAUUUGAUUUCAUUUGGGUACAAUAAGGUUCAUUUGAUAAGUCUAAAAAACAGUCCAAUAAUUGAAGCUGAUUAAAUUUGUGAGAUUGAAGUAUCCUUCGAGUAGACAACUUCGAAUCAUCGACAGAAAUACUUAAUCCCAAUUAAUACAUAGAAGUCUAAUGGUAUUAUAGAUAGAUCUGUUAUGGUUGACAAAUAUCGCUUGAAAUCAAGAAGUUAGAUGAAUGAAGCAAUAAUAUACUAUGAUCCACAUCGAAUUUAAGAUAGUACUGAAAUUCUUAAAAACUAUUUGUCAGAACUAGCAAAUUUGCCUGAUGACAUAAAAUAAUAAUUAACUGUUGAAACGAAAUAAUUUGAUGAUGCGCUAUAAAAGUACCUCUAAAAUCCUUUUUAAUAAAUUUAGAAUCCAUUUAUAGCAAUUGAUGAUCUUAAAAAGUAGCAAAGAUUGAAACCUUUUGAUAAUCAUUGA